AUCUGGCAACCCAUAUCCCAUCUGCCACUCCUGUCAUUGGGCAGGACAUAAACAGUGUUGCAUGGUAAUUCUGUCAUUCUGCAUACAAAUAUAUAACCUAAAAGCCACACAGGAUGGGUUCGGGAGAAAGUACAACUAGAAAAGUAUCGUUCGGAGUCGACGACGAGGACAGAGUCAGGAUUCUUCGUGGGGUGAAGUUGUCAGAAGAUGUUCUUCAGAGGAUGAGAGGAGUAGCCAACAUCGCUCCAGAGUCCUCAUCCUCUUCGACCUCAGGCCAUCAGAAAGACAAAGGUGCUUCUCACUCAGAGUCUCAAGCAAAGCAGGGUCCACAACACCAAGCCCAACCCAACAGCCAGUCCAGCAAGCCUGCCUCCUUCACCGGGGAAGAACAGAGAAGGUUUGAACACCAGCAGACAUUACUAAAGGACGAGCUGGCCAAGAUGGCACAAAGAGAAAGGGAGACGGCGAGGGAGGAUAGAACUAAAGCCAUGAGUCGAGAAAGAGAGCAUGCUCGCCAGGAAGCUGAGAAGACCAAAGAGUUGGCUCAGCAGCUACUGAAGAAAGACUCGCAGCUAAAAGCUCUGGAUGCCUUCUACAAGGAGCAGCUUGUACAGCUGGAGAAAAGGAAUUUGGAAAGUUUCAAUGAGAGCAAAGAACAAUUUCACCAAGCUGCCUCUGAGAUGGAAGCAAACAUCAGGUCUCGUAAUACAGCUCCGGUGUGCUCCGGCCUGCAGGCUCAGAUUCUGUCCUGUUACAAAGAGAACAAAGCCCAGACCUUAAAGUGUUCAGACCUGUCCAGAGAGUACAUGCAGUGUAUAAAUGCUGCAAAGAAGACUAUGCUUGUCAACCGUGGAUGAAGAGUGGGAAGAAAGGGUAAAAGCUACACUUGAUGAAGAUUUGUCGUUGGACGCUAAAAGUAGCAUUUGCUAUGUUCUUAUUAGGAUUGAGAGAAUUGAUUUGCUUUUAGCAUGCCUUGUUUUGUUAACGUUAUUAUGCUAUUUAUCUGCAGUAUUAUGUUAAAACACUGCUGGUGUCUGCAGGGAGGCUUUUGAAAGAGUGCGUGCACGUGGUUUAUGUCCGUUGUCAGAGUCAGUUUAUUUCAGCCAUAUAAAUUAGAGAUGUAAAGAUGCGUUCAGGGUCACUUCUCUAUCUGCCAAAUGUAUAACUGUGUUCCCGUCCAAUCCUCUGCAGCUUUUAAAGGGAUUAAAGUUAAACAAAUUUCUGAAGUGUGCUGAAUGGAGUGCAAAGAAAUUUCAUUUUGAUCUCAGACUAAAAGGAGAAUUGGUUUGUUUAUUUAUUUUGAGGUUUAUUGUGUUGUAAUUUUUCUUCAACACAGAGAGGAGCUCAGGUAAUCCUGGCUGUGACUUGCAUCCAUCACGUGUG
Nematolebias whitei (Rio pearlfish) is the source of this 1383-nucleotide messenger RNA. RefSeq names its product coiled-coil-helix-coiled-coil-helix domain containing 6a (gene chchd6a). The record is from RefSeq and is a predicted model, not a curated record. The transcript is spliced from 8 exons. The coding region runs from base 114 to 857 and encodes 247 amino acids. Gene Ontology annotation, cellular component: mitochondrion; MICOS complex. NCBI's taxonomy places the organism in Eukaryota, Metazoa, Chordata, Actinopteri, Cyprinodontiformes, Rivulidae.